This is a messenger RNA of Manis pentadactyla (Chinese pangolin), 1797 nucleotides long. RefSeq names its product mutY DNA glycosylase (gene MUTYH). Gene Ontology annotation, biological process: mismatch repair; base-excision repair. NCBI's taxonomy places the organism in Eukaryota, Metazoa, Chordata, Mammalia, Pholidota, Manidae. The transcript has 15 exons. The record is from RefSeq and is a predicted model, not a curated record. Gene Ontology annotation, cellular component: nucleus. The coding region runs from base 140 to 1732 and encodes 530 amino acids. Gene Ontology annotation, molecular function: purine-specific mismatch base pair DNA N-glycosylase activity; 8-oxo-7,8-dihydroguanine DNA N-glycosylase activity; oxidized purine DNA binding.
CUGCAGUGGGGAAUGGGGCGGAGCCUCGUUCCGUGAGUCACCGACGGGUCGGACUUCCGUUUGGACCUCCCGGGAUUGGCGGGAGGGGCGCCUCUUGUGCAUCGGUUGCCGGGCCCUGGAGAUCGCGCGGAAGGCCAUCAUGAAGAAGCCACGAGCAGCUAUGAGAAGUUGUUGCAGGAAGCAGGCAUCCAGCAAGGAGGGAAGGAAGAAGCAUGCACCCAGCAGCAGCCAGGCCAAGCCUUCUGCCCCUGAUGGCCUGGCCGGACGACCGGAGGAGGUGGUAUUGCAGGCCUCUGUCUCCCUGUACCACCUAUUCAGAGACACAGCUGAGGUCACAGUCUUCCGAGAGAGCCUGCUGAGUUGGUACAACCGAGAGAAGCGGGACCUACCCUGGAGAAGGCAGGCAGAGGGUGAGGUGGACCUGGACAGGCGGGCGUAUGCUGUGUGGGUCUCAGAGGUCAUGCUGCAGCAGACCCAGGUUGCCACGGUGAUCGACUAUUAUACCCGAUGGAUGCAGGUGACUUCAGGAAAGGGGAGUGUCAGGAGCCAGACCCCAGAUGAGAGCCUGUCUUUUGGGAUGGAGGAGGUGAACCAGCUCUGGGCUGGCCUGGGCUACUACUCUCGAGGUCGGCGGCUACAGGAGGGAGCCCGGAAGGUGGUAGAGGAGCUAGGGGGCCACAUGCCACGUACAGCAGAGACCCUGCAGCGGCUUCUGCCUGGUGUGGGUCGGUACACAGCUGGAGCCAUUGCUUCCAUUGCCUUUGGGCAGGUAACCGGUAUAGUGGAUGGGAAUGUAGUACGGGUGCUGUGCCGUGUCCGAGCCAUUGGUGCUGAUCCCAGUAGCACCCUUGUCUCUCAGCAGCUCUGGAGCCUAGCCCAAAAGCUAGUAGACCCAGCCCAGCCAGGGGACUUUAACCAAGCAGCCAUGGAACUGGGGGCCACAGUGUGCACCCCGCAGCACCCACUCUGCAGCCAGUGCCCUGUGCAGAGCUUGUGCCGGGCACGCCAGAGGGUAGAGCGGGAACAGCUCUUGGCCUCCCAGAGUCUACCAGCCAGUCCUGAUAUGGAGGAGUGUGCUCCCAACACUGGACAGUGCCAGCUGUGUGCACCUCCCACAGAACCCUGGGACCUAACCCUGGGUGUGGCCAAUUUUCCCAAAAAAGUCAGCCGCAGACCCCCUAGGGAGGAGUGCUCUGCCACCUGUGUUUUGGAACAGCUGGGAGCCCAUGGGGGUGCCCGAAUUCUGCUGGUACAGAGGCCUAAUUCAGGUCUGCUGGCAGGACUGUGGGAGUUCCCCUCUGUGGCCGUGGAGCCCUCAGGGCAGUGCCAACGCAAGGCCCUGCUGCAGGAACUACAGAGCUGGGCUGGGCCCGUCCCAGCCACCCGUCUUCGGCACCUAGGGCAGGUCAUCCAUACUUUCUCUCACAUCAAGCUGACAUACCAAGUGUUUGGCCUGGCCCUGGAAGGGCAGACCCCGGUGACCAUCACACCACCUGGUGCUCGCUGGCUGACUCGGGAGGAGUUUCGCACCGCAGCUGUCUCCACCGCCAUGAAAAAGGUGUUCCAAGUGUAUGAGGGCCAACAGCCAGGGAACUGCAAGGGUUCCAAAAGAUCCCAGGUGUCCAUAUCGUCCAGCCGGAAAAAGCCCAGCCCAAGCCAGCAACUUCUGGAUAAUUUCUUUCGGCCCCUCAUCUGCACUGAUCCACCUAGCCUCAACAGUGUGGCCCAGUGAUGCCUCUGGAAGCCCCCAUCCCCUGAGAAUCAUGUUGUUUAAUAAAGUACUUAUUUUGUAGUCCA